Molecule: messenger RNA, 1497 nt
Organism: Chionomys nivalis (European snow vole)
Lineage: Eukaryota; Metazoa; Chordata; Mammalia; Rodentia; Cricetidae
Product: zinc finger protein 431-like
Exons: 4
Coding region: 1-1497 (498 amino acids)
Biological process (GO): regulation of DNA-templated transcription
Source: RefSeq, a predicted model, not a curated record
AUGACUUUAAAGGCAGUGACCUAUGAUGAUGUGCAUAUCAACUUCACUGAGGAAGAGUGGAAUUUGUUGGAUCCUUCCCAGAAGAAUCUCUACAAAGAUGUGAUGCUGGAGACCUACAGGAACCUCACUACUAUAGGAUACAUUUGGGAGGAACAUAAUAGUAAAGAACAUUGUCAAGGUUAUAGAAGACAUGAAAGGAUUGAAAGAAACAAUUCUGGAAAGAAAGUUUCAGUGCAUCUUCAAUGUGUUAAAGCCUUGGUAUAUGACAGUCAUCUUCAGAGGAAUAAAAAAACACAUGAUAGUAAGAAACCCUAUGAAUCUAAUCAGUGUCAUAAAGCCUUUGCUCAUCACAAUUCUCUUCAAAUGCACAAAAGGACACAUACUGAAGAGAAAUCUUUUGAAUGUAAUCAGUGUUGUAAAGCCUUUGCACAGCCCUGUAAUGUUCGACUGCAUAAAAUAACACAUACUGGAGAGAAAGCCUAUGCAUGUAAUCAGUGUGGUAAAGCCUUUGGAGGGCCCCAUACACUUCAAUUGCAUAAAAGAACAAAUACUGGACAGAAACCGUAUGAAUGUAAUCAGUGUGGUAAGGCCUUUGGAGAGCCCCAUAUCCUUCAAAUGCAUAAAAGAACACAUACUGGAGAGAAACCCUAUGAAUGUAAUCAGUGUGAUAAGGCCUUUGCUCACUACAGUGCUCUUCAAAGGCAUAAAAGAUCACAUACAGGAGAAAAACCUUAUGAAUGUAAUCAGUGUGGUAAGGCCUUUGCUCACCACAGUGCUCUUCAAAGGCAUAAAAGAUCACAUACUGGAGAGAAACCCUAUGAAUGUAGUUGGUGUGGUAAGGCCUUUGCUGAAAACAGCAAUCUUAAAUUGCAUAAAAGAACACACACUGGAGAGAAACCCUAUGAAUGUAAUCUGUGUGGUAAGUCAUUUGCUCAAAACAUUAAUCUUCAAAGCCAUAAAAGAUCCCAUACUGGAGAGAAACCUUAUGAAUGUCAUCAGUGUGGUAAGGCCUUUGCACAUCACAGCAAUUUUCAAACGCAUAAAAGAACACAUACUGGAGAGAAACCCUAUGAAUGUAAUCAGUGUGGUAAGGCCUUUGCAGAACACAGCAAUCUUAAAUUGCAUAAAAGAACACACACUGGAGAGAAACCCUAUGAAUGUAAUCUGUGUGGUAAGUCAUUUGCUCAACACAUUAAUCUUCAAAGCCAUAAAAGAUCCCAUACUGGAGAGAAACCUUAUGAAUGUCAUCAGUGUGGUAAGGCCUUUGCACAUCACAGCAAUUUUCAAAUGCAUAAAAGAACACACACUGGAGAGAAACCCUAUGAAUGUAAUCAGUGUGGUAAGGCCUUUGCACAUCAUAGUCAACUUCAAAGGCAUAAAAGGACACAUACUGGAAAGAAACCCUAUGAAUGUAAUCAGUGUGGUAAGGCCUUUGUUCAACACAGUGCUCUUCAAAGGCAUCAAAGAACACACACGGUUGCGAAACAGUAUGCCUGA